Molecule: messenger RNA, 7016 nt
Organism: Drosophila grimshawi
Lineage: Eukaryota; Metazoa; Arthropoda; Insecta; Diptera; Drosophilidae
Gene: sdk
Product: protein sidekick
Exons: 15
Coding region: 1-6624 (2207 amino acids)
Biological process (GO): cell-cell adhesion
Molecular function (GO): protein binding
Source: RefSeq, a predicted model, not a curated record
AUGGCCGAGCUUGUCGGCAUAAAUGCUGUGCCCCAAAACCAGCAACAGCAACAACAACAACAAGGACCAUUGCCAUCACAACAACAACAACAACAGCAGCAACAACAAUCGCAGCAGCAACAGGCACCGCGUUUUACAACGCAUCCAUCGUCAUCGGGCUCGAUUGUUAGCGAAGGACGCACGAAGAUUUUGCAGUGUCAUGCACUGGGUUCGCCACAGCCCACAUAUCGCUGGCUCAAGGAUGGUGCAGCCGUCGCCGAUUAUUCAUCGAGUCAAUUUUAUCGCAUUCACAUCACAAGACGCGAGGAUGCCGGCAGCUAUCAGUGCAUUGCCAGGAACGAUGCUGGAUCCAUUUUCAGCGAGAAAAGCGAUGUUGUGGUUGCAUAUAUGGGCAUCUUUGAGAACGUCACCGAGGGUCGUCUAACGGUUGUCAGCGGUCAUCCGGCCGUCUUUGAUAUGCCAGCAAUCGAUUCGGUGCCGAAGCCAUCUGUCAUUUGGCAAACCGAAGAGGGUCCCCUUAACUACGACAUCAAGUACGCCUACACACAGGCCAAUCAGCUGAUCAUCCUCAGCGCCGAUGAGAACGAUCGGAAGGCGUAUCGUGCUCGGGCCAUGAACACCCAACUGGGCAAGGAGGAGAUUAGCGCAUUUGUCCAUCUGAAUGUCACCGGUGAUCCCUAUGUUGAGGUGGCUCCCAAGAUCAUUGUGCCGCCGCAGGAUCUCAAGCUGAAGCGUGGCGAGGGCGUCGCCGAACUGCAAUGCAUUGCCAAUGCCCGACCGCUGCACGAACUGGAGACCAUCUGGCUAAAGGAUGGCGUCGCCGUUGAGAAUGCCGGCAUCAUGCACACCCUCAACGAUCAAUGGAACCGCACGCUGGCCCUGCUCCAGGCGAACAGCUCCCACUCCGGCGAAUACAGCUGCCAGGUGCGUUUGCGCAGCGGUGGCUAUCAGACGGUCACAGCCACCGCUCGCGUCCAGAUCCUCGAGGCACCCAUGUUCGUUUCACCCCUGCGCUCGGAGACCUUUGGCGAGUUUGGCGGCCAGGUGCAGUUGUCCUGCGACGUUGUUGGCGAUCCCAAGCCACAGGUCCAAUGGUUUCGCAAUGCCGAACGCAUCACCGAGGCGCAACUGGAAGACGAAGUCUACGAACUGAAUGCUGAUAAUACGCUGAUAAUUAAAAAACUGUCGCUGGACGAUGAGGGAAUGUUUCAGUGCCUGGCAACGAAUGAGGCCGGCGAGAAGUCUGCCUACACCUGGCUGCGAGUGAAAACAACGGCGCCAGCGAUGAAGAAGCCACCACAGAAUUCGACGGCACUGGAUGGCAAGGAUGCGACCAUUUCGUGUCGAGCUGUUGGUGCCCCCAAUCCGAACAUAACCUGGAUCUAUAAUGAAACCCAACUGGUCGAGAUAUCAAGCCGCAUUCAAGUGCUCGAUUCUGGUGAUUUACUCAUCGCAAACAUCCGCGCCUCCGAUGCGGGCCUCUACAUGUGUGUGCGGGCCAACGAGGCUGGCUCCGUUAAGGGGGAGGCCUAUCUCAGUGUGUUGGUGCGAACACAAAUCAUUCAGCCGCCUGUGGAUACCACCGUGCUGCUUGGCCUGACCGCAACGCUGCAGUGCAAGGUGUCCAGUGACCCCAGUGUGCCGUACAACAUUGACUGGUAUCGGGAGGGUCAGAAGGCGCCGAUAGUCAAUUCGCAGCGAAUUGGCGUCCAGGCGGAUGGCCAGCUGGAGAUACAGGCGGUGCGGGCCAGCGAUGUGGGCAGCUAUGCGUGCGUCGUCACCUCGCCCGGUGGCAACGAGACGCGCUCCUCGCGCCUCAGCGUCAUCGAGCUGCCCUUCCCCCCAACCAAUGUGAAGGUGAAGCGUCUAAAGGAGCCCCACCAGCGCAGCAUCAAUGUAUCGUGGACGGCGGGCUUUGAUGGCAAUAGUCCAAUUUCCAAAUUUAUUAUCCAGCGACGUGAGGUUUCCGAAUUGGAAAAAUUCGUAGGUCCAGUGCCCGAUCCGCUGCUCAAUUGGGUCACCGAAUUGGCCAACGUUUCAGCCAAUGAGCGUUGGGUUCUACUGGAGAAUCUGAAGGCGGCUACCGUUUAUCAGUUUCGCGUGAGUGCCGUUAAUCGUGUCGGCGAGGGCUCCCCAUCCGAACCGAGUAACGUCAUCGAGCUGCCCCAAGAAGCACCCUCGGGUCCGCCAGUUGGAUUUGUUGGGUCUGCCCGUUCCAUGUCGGAGAUUAUAACGCAAUGGCAGCCACCGCAGGAGGAGCAUCGCAAUGGACAAAUCUUGGGCUAUAUAUUGCGCUAUCGCCUCUAUGGCUAUAACAAUGUGCCCUGGUCGUAUCAGAACAUUACCAACGAGGUGCAGCGCAACUUUCUCAUCCAGGAGCUGAUCACCUGGAAGGAUUAUAUCGUACAGAUUGCCGCCUUCAACAAUAUGGGCGUGGGGGUCUACACUGAGGGGUCCAAGAUCAAGACCAAGGAGGGCGUACCCGAGGCGCCACCCACAAAUGUCCGGGUACGUGCCGUGAACUCGACGGCAUUUAAGAUUAGCUGGAAACCACCGAAUCCGCAGCAGAUCAAUGGCAUCAAUCAGGGCUACAAGAUCCAAGCAUGGCAGCAGCGUGAAAUCGAUGGUGAACUCCAGGACGUCGAGCAGCGCAUGAUGACGGUGCCGCCCAGCCUAAUCGAUCCCCUCGCCGAGCAGACGACCGUCUUGAAUGGCUUGGAGAAGUACACCAAGUACAAUAUAACCGUAUUGUGUUUUACCGAUCCAGGCGAUGGCGUUGCUAGCGUCAAGGUGCCAAUGAUGACCAAAGAGGAUGUGCCCGAUGAGAUAACCGCUUUGCACUUCGCCGAGGUCUCCGAUCGAGCUGUCACCGUACUCUGGUCACCACCCCGACAUGCCAACGGUUUACUCACUGCCUAUACGGUGCGGUAUCAGGUGCGCGAUCGACCCGAGACCAUGAAAUCGAUCAAUCUGACGGCGCAGGAGACUCAGGUGGUUGUCAAUCAGCUGCAGGCGACGACACACUAUUGGUUUGAGAUCUGUGCCUGGACAAAGGUGGGCAGCGGUGCACCCAAGACGGCAACCAUACAAUCGGGUGUGGAGCCAGUGUUGCCGCAUGCACCAACUAGACUGGCGCUGUCCAACAUUGAGGCCUUCUCGGUGGUGUUGCAAUUUACGCCCGGCUUCGAUGGCAACUCAAGCAUUACCAUAUGGAAGGUCGAGGCACAAUCGGCACGCAACAUGACCUGGUUCACUGUCUGUGAGAUCAAUGAUCCCGAUGCGGAAACCCUAACGGUGACCGGUCUGGUGCCCUUCUCUCAAUAUCGUUUACGUCUAAGUGCCACGAACGUGGUGGGCACCUCAAACUCAUCCGAACCGACCAAGGACUUUCAAACAAUUCAGGCACGUCCGAUGCACGCACCCUUCAAUGUGACCGUCCGUGCAAUGGGAUCGACACAAUUGCGUGUCCGCUGGAUACCGUUGCAGCAGACGGAAUGGUUUGGCAAUCCGCGUGGCUAUAACAUCACCUAUCGUCCGGUGGAUGACACAGCGUACGAUGGCAACGGACAGUUGCGCAGUGCACUCAUCGAGGAUCAUACAGCCAAUUCGCAUGUGCUCGAGCAUCUCGAGGAGUGGACCCUCUACGAGGUGAUCAUCUACUCCUGCAACGAUGUCGGCAGCUCCCUCGGCAGCAACCCAACCGAGGAGCAUACACGCGAGGCAGUGCCCAGCUAUGGACCGCUCGAGGUCGAAGCGAAUGCGACAUCAUCGACAACGAUUGUGGUGCGGUGGGGCGAGGUGCCCGUGCCGCAUCGCAAUGGACAGAUCGAAGGAUACAAGGUGUACUUUGCGGCAGCCGAUGGUGGCAUCAAUACACCCAUCCAAUUCAAGACCAUACCGAACAACAGCUCAUUCACCACGACGCUAACCGAACUCAAGAAGUUUGUCGUCUAUCACAUUCAGGUGCUGGCCUACACCAGAUUGGGCGAUGGUGCUUUAAGCUCGCCACCAUUACGUGUCCAGACCUUUGAGGAUACGCCCGGAGCACCGUCGAAUGUUAGUUUUCCGGAUGUGACCUUCUCGACGGCACGCAUCAUUUGGGAUGUGCCCGAGGAUCCGAAUGGCGAGAUUCUUGCCUAUAUGAUCACCUACAGACUGAAUGGCAGUGCUUUCCUUAACUAUAGUCGCGAGUUCUCGCCCUCGGAUCGCACCUUCCGUGCCACUGAGCUGCAGCCGGAACGCUACUACAGCUUCACGGUGACUGCACAGACGCGUCUCGGCUGGGGCAAGAUUGCCACGGUGCUUGUGUACACCACAAACAAUCGGGAGCGACCACAGGAGCCAUCGACGCCGCAGGUGUCGCGCAGCCAGAUCCAGGCGCAUCAGAUGACCUUCAGCUGGACACCGGGCCGAGAUGGCUACGGACCGUUGCGCUACUAUACGCUCCAGUUCUGUGAGAACGAGGGUCCCUGGCAAACGUUGCCCGAAAAGGUCGAACCCUCGAUCACCUCAUAUACGGUGUACGACUUGAAGCCGCACACGAUCUAUCAGUUCCGCAUUCAGGCAACCAAUGAUCUCGGCCCGUCGCCGUAUAGUUUUGAGAGCGUUCUGGCUCGCACCCUGCCAGCAGCCCCAUCGGCGGCUGUGGGUGGACUUAAGGCGGUGCCGAUAACACCGACAUCGGUGCGUGUCCAUUGGAGCGCCUUGGAGACGGCCAUGUGGAAUGGGGAUACUGCAACUGGUGGCUAUCGCAUCUUGUAUCAGCUGCUCUCCGAUUUUCCCACGGCAUUGCAGACAACGCCCAAAACGGAUGUGAUGGGCAUCAAUGUGGACAGUGUGGUGCUCUCGGAUCUCACCCAGGAUCGCAACUAUGAGAUUGUUGUGCUGCCCUUUAACUCACAGGGACCGGGUCCGGUUACGCCCCCAACAGCUGUUUACGUCGGCGAAGCGGUGCCGACGGGCGAACCACGUACUUUAGAGGCCGCACCCAUAUCCAGCACUGAGGUGCGUCUACGCUGGAAGCCACCCAUCCAGAGCAUGCAGAAUGGCGAUGUUCUCGGCUAUAAGAUCUUCUAUCUGGUCACCUAUUCACCGCAACUGCACGAUCGCGGUCGCAAAUGGGAGGAGGAAAUCGAGGUUGUCGCUGGCACAGCCACAUCACACAAUUUGGUCUUUCUCGACAAGUACACCGAAUAUAGCAUCCAGCUGCUGGCCUUCAAUCCCGCCGGCGACGGUCCACGCUCCACUUCUGUGACGGUGAGAACCCUCCAAGGUGUGCCCACUGCACCGCGGAAUUUACGUUUCACGGACAUCACGAUGCAGAGCCUGCAGGUCACCUGGGAUCCGCCCAAAUACCUCAAUGGCGAAAUAGUCGGCUAUCUGGUGACCUACGAGACCACCGAGGAGAAUGAGAAGUUCAGCAAGCAGGUGAAACAGAAGGUAUCGAAUACAACGCUGCGCGUCCAGAAUCUGGAGGAGGAGGUCACCUACACGUUCACCGUGCGUGCCCAGACCGUUGACUACGGGCCGAUGAUCAGUGCGAAUGUGACAACGGGACCGCAGGAUGGUUCGCCAGUAGCACCACGGGACUUGAUACUCACCAAGACACUAUCCAGCGUCGAUAUGCAUUGGGUGAAUGGACCCUCUGGUCGCGGCGCCAUACUCGGCUAUCUGAUCGAGGCCAAGAAGCGUGAAAAAGGAGAGCCCGCAUAUUCCUAUGAUUCGCGCUGGACCAAAAUAGAGCGGACGAGAAAGGGCACCAUGCAGGACUACACCAUUAGCUAUCACAUCCUGAUGCCGUCGACGGCAUACACAUUCCGUGUGAUUGCCUACAAUCGCUAUGGCAUCUCGUUUCCCGUUUACUCCAAGGACUAUAUUGUGACGCCAUCAAAGCUGCAUAUGGAAUAUGGCUAUCUGCAGCAUAAGCCAUUCUACAGGCAAACCUGGUUCAUGGUCUCCCUGGCAGCCACAUCGAUCGUCAUCAUUGUCAUGGUCAUUGCCGUCCUCUGUGUGAAGAGCAAGAGCUACAAGUAUAAGCGCCGCACAGAAGAGGCGCAGAAAACGCUGGAGGAGUCGAUGGCGAUGUCGAUUGAUGAGCGCCAGGAGCUGGCAUUGGAGCUAUACCGUUCGCGUCAUGGCGUCGGCACCGGCACACUAAAUAGCGUUGGAACUUUGAGGAGCGGCACUCUGGGCACCCUGGGACGCAAGUCAACAAAUCGACCACCGACAAGUGUGCAGCUGGGCAAGAGUCCGCCGAGGCCAUCACCCGCUUCGGUUGCGUAUCACAGCGAUGAAGAGAGUCUCAAGUGCUACGAUGAGAACCCGGACGAUAGCAGCGUCACCGAGAAACCAUCAGAAGUGAGCAGCUCUGACGCCUCUCAACACUCGGAAAGCGAGAACGAGAGCGUUCGCAGCGAUCCCCACUCGUUCGUCAAUCAUUAUGCCAAUGUGAAUGAUUCGUUGCGUCAAUCGUGGAAGAAGACAAAGCCGGUGCGCAACUAUUCCAGCUACACCGACUCGGAGCCGGAGGGCAGCGCCGUAAUGAGUCUCAAUGGUGGCCAGAUAAUUGUGAAUAAUAUGGCACGAUCACGGGCUCCAUUGCCCGGAUUCUCGUCAUUCGUUUGACGGUCAACUGAGUUGUAAGAUCUAUUCAACGAUAGCAGCAACAACAACAUCAGGGAGACAUUCGUCUAAGCAAGAAACAACGCAACAACACAUGGAGCCGCAGUCCAGCUUCAACCCACUGGCAUCAAUCAAUGAAUCAAUCAAUCAAUCAAUCAAUUCCAGCGCUUCUGUGUGUGUCGAUGUGUGUCGUUGUGUGUGUUUGUCGAUGUGAUGUGAGUGUUAAACUAAUGCUGAUGCGCUGCUAUAUAUAGGGAGAACUAAGCUGUAGUUGUAUUUUGAAGCUAUAUACUAUGUAUGUAUAAUUUAUAGUUAUUAGUAUGAGAGAUCUGAGAUUUACAAGCAUUUAGUUUUAGAAAUGUUUCACUGACCCAGCCCAAUUCUUAUUUUAUUAA